This is a messenger RNA of Microplitis demolitor, 580 nucleotides long. RefSeq lists its product as uncharacterized. The transcript has 5 exons. Bases 86 to 568 code for a protein of 160 amino acids. The record is from RefSeq and is a predicted model, not a curated record. NCBI's taxonomy places the organism in Eukaryota, Metazoa, Arthropoda, Insecta, Hymenoptera, Braconidae.
AAAUAACGCCUUCAUAUUUAUAACCUCGGUAUUUAGUUACAUAUUUUUUAUUCAUUUCGCUCCUAGAUAAUAAAUCACUUAAGUCAUGUAUAUGAGCUUGCUUUUCAAUAGUGUCAUUCUGAUGCUCGUUAAUUUUGGUAUCGCAUGUUAUUUUGGACGUAAAUUUUUUCGUGUUAUGAAAAAUCACUACCAAUUAGUGUCAGAAAUCGCAGACUUUAAUUCAGUUGUACGCGAAUCAAGACUUAGCUUAGAUUACACGACAGCCAAAGUAUCGGAAGCUAUUAGAGAAAUUGAGAAUGACAUUAGUGAGGAGCUGAAUAUAACUCGCGAUCUUACGGAGCUGAAUGAAAAAAUGUCUGGAGUUUUGAAACAGUUUUCAGCGCUCGAGGAAAAAGUUAUCGAGCUGGUGAGAACAAAUUAUAACAUGGAGAGCGUUACGGUUUCUACGCCAGUCGAUAUAAAUUACGAGGUCAAAAGAGUGCUGAGAAAAAAGAAAAAACUGGAGCUGGAGGGAAAAGCCCACGAUGAGCUAAAAAAUUCAGCGAAUCACGAGUGCGCUACCGGAUAAGUGAUCAGAAAA